AUGUAACCGAAGUUUCAAAACUUGGUAUUAGUUACUUCAGUAAAAUUUAUGGUAAGCUUUUGGAAAUCUACAUAAUUGUUUAAAGCUAUAGGUGUGUAAAUUCAUGAUUGCUAUCAUCAUAUUUUAAAUUUAGAUCGAAAGGAUAAAAUAUAAGAGGUAAGCUAUAUGUCUUCCAUAAUUAUAGUUGGAGUUACCUCCAUAUGAGUUUUUUUGUGAGAAAACUAACCACUAGUUGUAGAUUUUUUCAUUAUGGUAAUAUUUAGCCCAUGUUGUUGGAAUUAACAUCUUACUAUUUUUAUUAUCUAAUAGAAGAUAUAGGAUAAUCGAGCAGACAAUUAGUUUUGAGUCUCAAGUAAUAUUUAAUAUGCAUAAUUUAAGACCUCUUCUUAUUGA
This is a messenger RNA of Paramecium pentaurelia, 393 nucleotides long. The record is from the annotation of a GenBank genome assembly. NCBI's taxonomy places the organism in Eukaryota, Ciliophora, Oligohymenophorea, Peniculida, Parameciidae.